This is a messenger RNA of Gasterosteus aculeatus aculeatus (three-spined stickleback), 4091 nucleotides long. RefSeq names its product protein PALS1. NCBI's taxonomy places the organism in Eukaryota, Metazoa, Chordata, Actinopteri, Perciformes, Gasterosteidae. Gene Ontology annotation, molecular function: protein binding. The record is from RefSeq and is a predicted model, not a curated record.
CUGGAGUUGGGAAUGACAUCUGCGAGGAGGAGGAGGAGGUUUGCUGCCGUGUCCGAUUCACGAGCAAAUAGUCUGUUAGAGUGAAACCGAGACUAGAAAAGUAGAUCCCGAACCUCGACUGGUUGUAAGAAAGUGACUCUGUACGAGGUUUCACUCGGAUUUGUCUGCUAAAAGAGGACGCGCGGGGCGCAGGAAAGGAGUGUCAUGGCCGCCCCGUUUACUGAGCUGCCCUCCUAGACUCGCCCCAUCUCUAGAUACACAUACCAUAACGUCCACCGAAUUCACACACGCCCACUCCCAGGCAUGACGACCUCCCAUCUGAACGGCCAUGUCACCGAGGGAGGAGGAAGAGGAGGAGGAGGAGGAGGAGGAGAUGAAGAGCCGAGGGGAGGACAGCAGCAUCGGGAGAUGGCCGUUGACUGUCCAGGAGAGCUGGGGAGUCGAACGCUGCCGAUCCGACGCUCUACACAGCUGGAGAGGAUACGACAGCACCAGGAGGAUCUGCGGCGUCGCAGAGAGGAGGAGGGUCGGCAGCUGGACCUGAACGCCUCGCUCCGACUCAGGAAGCUCUCCCAGCAUCCCCACAUCGGCAUCGACAACCCCACAUUCCUGCAAGACUCGCACACAUCACAGCAACUGCCACUCAGCAUUCAGCACACUCAUGCACUACUGGAGUUGGAGGAGCUGCUGCUGUCCCUGAAGCAGGUCCGAGGCAGCCUGUCCGACCAGCAGAGUCAGAAUGACGUGGAGCUGGUCCUCGCACUACUGAACAAGUCUGACUUCCAGUCAGCGCUGAAGAUCCAUAAUGCCGUGGCCACCAGCAUGCACCGGCCCUCUCCUCCGUACCCACACACACAGCAGGCUCUUCAGCUGGCCCUGGAGACAAGGAGUCUCAUCCAGUCAAGUCAGAACAAAGAGGGCCUGGAGCUCCACCGCCUGCUGUCAGACACACACAUCCAGUCAUUGCUGCUGGCCCAUGACAGCAUAGCGGAGACGGAGAUGCAGCUUGAGCCGCUGCCCUCCGAAGGAGAGACUCUGACCCAGUGGGGAGGAGAGACUGUGAAGAUAGUUCGCAUCGAGAAAGCCCAGGACGUCCCUCUGGGGGCGACUGUCCGUAAUGAGAUGGAAAGUGUCGUGAUCAGUCGCAUCGUUCGAGGAGGAGCAGCUGAACGGAGCGGACUCCUAUCAGAAGGAGAUGAAGUACUGGAGAUAAACGGCGUGGAAAUCAGAGGGAAAGAUGUCAACCAAGUGUUUGACAUACUUGCGGACAUGCACGGCCUGCUGACCUUUGUGCUUAUUCCCAGCACUCAGAGCAAACCUCCUCCUGUCAAAGAGUCUGUGAUCCACGUCAAGGCCCAUUUCGAUUACGACCCAUCAGAUGACCCCUACGUACCAUGCAGAGAGCUGGGCUUGUCCUUCCAGAAAGGAGAUAUUCUGCACAUAAUCAGCCAGUCAGACCCCAAUUGGUGGCAGGCGUACCGGGAUGGAGACGAGGACAACCAGCCUCUAGCGGGACUGGUACCAGGGAAGAGUUUCCAGCAGCAAAGAGAGGCCAUGAAACAGACCAUAGAAGAAGACAAGGAGCCGGAGAAGACUGGGAAGCUGUGGUGUGCAAAGAAGAACAAGCGGAAGAGAAAGAAGCUGCUGUACAACACUAACAGGAAUGAUGACCUUGAUAACGAGGAGGUUCUCACCUAUGAGGAGAUGGCUCUGUACCACCAGCCGGCCAACAGGAAGCGGCCCAUCGCACUCAUUGGUCCAGCCAGUUGCGGCCAGGCGGAGCUUAGACAGAGACUGCUCAACAGCCAACCAGAACGCUUCGCUGGAGCUGUGCCCCACACCACACGGAGCCGCCGGGAUUGCGAGCUGAGUGGCCGCGAUUACCACUUUGUGUCUCGUCAGACUUUUGAGGCGGAGCUGGCAGCAGGGAAGCUGAUAGAGUCCGGAGACUUUGAGAAGAACCUGUACGGGACGAGUACAGACUCAGUGAGACAGGUCAUCAAUACUGGAAAGAUCUGUGUGCUUUGUCUGCACACACAGGCUCUGAAGGUGCUCAGGAGUUCUGACUUGAAGCCGUAUAUAAUCUUCAUAGCUCCGCCCUCCCAGGAAAGACUCCGAGCCCUUUUGGCUAAAGACAACAAGAACCCCAAGCCCGAGGAGCUGCGGGACGUCAUUGAGAAGGCGCGGGAGAUGGAGCAGAGCUGUGGUCACCUGUUUGAUGGCGUCAUCACCAACACGGACCAGGACAAAGCCUUCAACGAGCUGCUACGACUCAUCAACAAGCUGGACACUGAGCCCCAGUGGGUGCCUUGCUCCUGGCUGCGCUGAGAACACACACUCACCGACACACACAGCAGUCACAGGGAGUCACACUGCUGAGCUUCAAUGGAGUAUUAAGGCCACCGCCAGGAGAGAACAAGUCCUUUUACAGUUGAAAUUAUUCGAGACAAAGUCAUUUUAAGGGGAAACAUCCCAAUAUUGAAACCUAAAGUGGUUAUUUAACAAUACAAUGUCAUAAUGUUAAGAGAUAAAUGAUAAAACAACCAUCAUAUGAAUUAACUUAGUUUUAGAAGAAAGUGUUAAUAUUAUGAGAUAAUUUUCAAGACUAAGCAAAGGACAAGUUCUAAUAUUAAGAAAUUCAAUUGGAUUUUCACCUGAAAGAAUUCUACACAUUUUUACUCUAUGACUUUUUCUCAUGAAACCCUCUUUUCUUGUAAUAUUAUUUUACUUAAAACUACAACUGCAGUUAACAGUAUAUUCUUGAAAUAACAAGUGUCUUCCUUUAGAAAACUAUGACCUUAUUUCAGUUAGAUCUUACCAACAAGAUCAUACAUUUCUUGUUGAAAUGUGACUUUUGUUGUAAUUCCCACUUUAAUGUCGGAACAUCUUGACUUUUGUCUUUUCUGACCUUUGACCCUGACACUCCGUUGUUCUGCAGAGUACAAGUAGUAGAAUGUAUUGACCUGUUGGCACUGUAAAGGACAAAUCUACAGGUGGAUUAGCUUUGUGUGAAUGGACAGAUGUUGGUUGGUGUGUGACUGGUCCAUCCCGUUCAUUUCCACCCAGGACAUUUAUGCCACACUCAUCUCUUACUUAUUAUAUUCAUUCUUAGAGACCAAAAUAUGGACCUUUUUUUUCUUCUUUACUUCUAGCUCUUACUCCAAAAUGUGAGGCCUCGUUCACGACGCACCCUUUGCCUUGAUUCUGUCAGCAUUUCAAUAGUUUCCAAUAUUUAAAUGAUCACGUUCACUAUUAUUUGAACUUGUUGCAGUGCAGAGAGACCGUAAAGAAUUAGAUUUUGUGUUGAGGCGUUUUUAGUUUUUGUCUGAAACCGUUGGGCCCUGAGCUCAGAAGAGGCGCCUGGUGAGAAGUACAUGUGACACUGAGAUUCAUGAAGUGCUCCUUUAGAUCCACGCUGCGAAGAACACACACACGCACACACACACACACACACGCACACACAGUGCAUUAGACGCUGACUUCACCCAGAAGUCUUUGUGGCCUGAUGCUGCAGCCUUCUUCACACUGACUGAGCUUUCUGUUGAGACGCUAACAAUUGAACACUAAAACAAAGGACAGAGCACUUGAUACUUCCUCUCUGACGGCUUCGUCUUUCUGUCCUGUGUGAUCACAUUUAGGUAGUAGUGACGUCUGAGCCUGUGUGGGUACAGGAAACCAGGAAGUUGUAGUUUUAGUUGUGAUGCUGAAGUUAUUAUAUAUUUAGUGUGUGUGUGUGUGUGUUGUGUGAAUGGAUUUGUGUGUGUGUGCCUGUCUUUGAAGACAGCAAAGUAUUAUUAUGAUCUGAAAUAGACCUGACAAAAUAUCACUCAUCACUGGCUAGAGCAUUUAUAUAUUUGUAAUAUUGAAAAAUAGAUUUAUGAAGUCCAGAAUGCACCAAUGGGAUUGCAGGUUUCACCUUUUGCCUCAACUGCCAUUGGUCCAGGAGGAGGAGGAGGCGGGGCUAAGCGAAUUAACUGUGUUGAAUGUAAAGUUAAUCGAUACCACAUGUUUAUCAGACAUCACUUCUUGAGUAAAUCUGCUUUUUGUAUGAAUAUUCAAAAUGAAUAAAUAAAUAGAUGGUUAAUUGAAAA